AUGUGGGACAGCAAUGGGAUCCGUUGCAUUCAGGACCUGCAGGAUUUGGUAUAUUUGGGACAUCUGUGGGAUCUUGUGCAAUUGGGACGCCCAUGGGAUCUGGUGCAUUUGGAACACCCACGGGAUCUGGGGCAUGUGGGACACCCGCGGGAUCCGGCACCUUCGGGACGCCUGCGGGAUCCGCGCUCUCCCGGCGCCCACCCCGUGCCCAGGUUGUACCAGGUGCCCUACGAGAUGCCAGACUGCGAGGGCGCCUCCGAGAGCCGCACCCUGCACCUCGUCGGGGACUUUUCGGCGCCCGCCGAGUUUUUCGUGACCCUGGGGGUCUUCUCCUUCCUCUACGCCAUGGCGGCCCUGGUGCUCUACCUGCGCUUCCAUUCCCUCUACAGUGACAACAAGAAGCUGCCCUUCGCGGUAACCGUCUGCUUCGCCUUCUUCUGGCGGGUGGCGGCGCCCGCCUGGGGCAAGGGGCUCAGCGACGUCAAGGCGGCCACGCGGCCCUCCAGCCUCAUCGGCGCCAUGAGCGUGUGCCAGGGCCAGGAGGCUGUGUGCAAUGCGGGCGCCACGCCGGCCAUGGGGCUGGCCAACAUCUCCGUGGUGAGGGACACCGCACGGGGACGCCUGGGGACGGGGGGACCCAUGCGCGGAUGCGUGUGUAUGGAUGCACAAGCAAGCCUGGGUGUGCAGGCGCACACAGAGGGGAGCAUGCGCGUGCAUGCACCAUGCGUAUGCGUAUAG
Molecule: messenger RNA, 738 nt
Organism: Tinamus guttatus (white-throated tinamou)
Lineage: Eukaryota; Metazoa; Chordata; Aves; Tinamiformes; Tinamidae
Source: RefSeq, a predicted model, not a curated record